Messenger RNA from Fraxinus pennsylvanica, 2769 nucleotides. Lineage: Eukaryota; Viridiplantae; Streptophyta; Magnoliopsida; Lamiales; Oleaceae. The record is from the annotation of a GenBank genome assembly.
AUGGCGGAAUCGGUGGACCUCCCGAGUCGACUCGCGAUUCUUCCCUUCAGAAACAAAGUCUUAUUGCCUGGUGCAAUUAUUCGAAUUCGCUGUACUACACCGAGCAGUGUGAAAUUAGUAGAACAAGAACUGUGGCAGAGAGAAGAGAAAGGAUUAAUUGGUAUUCUUCCAGUUCGUGAUUCUGCGGAGGCCGGUCCCACGCCAUCUCCAGGAGAGCAAAGCUCGAAAAACCAAGAGGAGACCUCUGACUCCCACAAACUCAAUGGCAAGAAUCAACAGGAAGUUAUUCAUUGGCAUAAUAGGGGGGUGGCUGCCCGAGCCUUGCAUCUGUCAAGAGGAGUGGAGAAACCAAGUGGGAGGGUCACAUACAUUGUUGUGCUAGAAGGGUUGUGUAGAUUCAGUGUACAGGAGCUAAGCACAAGAGGGACAUAUUACACUGCACGGAUUAUCCCUCUUGAUAUGACAAAAUCUGAUAUGGAUCAGGUGGAACAAGAUCCUGAAUUCAUAAUGUUGUCCCGUCAGUUUAAAGUGAUGGCCAUGGAACUUAUUUCUGUUCUUGAGCAGAAACAAAAGACCGGGGGGAGGACUAAAGUUCUCCUGGAGACAGUUCCUGUGCACAAACUGGCAGAUAUUUUUGUUGCCAGCUUUGAAAUUAGCUUUGAAGAGCAGCUAUCCAUGUUGGAUUCAAUCGAUGUGAAAGUGAGGCUUUCAAAAGCCACUGAAUUAGUUGAUAGACAUUUACAGUCAAUUCGUGUAGCAGAGAAGAUUACACAAAAGGUUGAGGGACAAUUGUCAAAGUCACAGAAAGAAUUUCUCCUUCGUCAGCAGAUGAGAGCGAUAAAGGAGGAACUUGGUGAUAAUGACGAUGAAGAGGAUGACGUGGCUACACUGGAGAGGAAGAUGAAAGAUGCAGGGAUGCCACCAAAUAUAUGGAAACAUGCUCAGAGGGAACUAAGGAGACUGAAAAAAAUGCAGCCUCAGCAACCUGGGUAUAAUAGUUCACAUGUAUACCUGGAUCUUCUUGCUGACCUUCCCUGGCAAAAGGCUAGUGAAGAAAGUGAAUUGGACUUAAAGGCUGCGAAAGAGCGUCUUGACAGUGACCAUUAUGGUUUAGUGAAGAUCAAGCAGCGGAUAAUUGAAUAUCUAGCUGUUCGCAGGCUCAAACCAGAUGCAAGAGGCCCCGUAUUGUGUUUCGUUGGUCCACCAGGUGUUGGGAAGACAUCGUUAGCUUCAUCCAUUGCCACUGCUUUGGGCAGAAAAUUUGUUCGCAUAUCUCUUGGUGGUGUGAAGGAUGAGGCGGAUAUUAGAGGGCAUAGACGAACAUACAUUGGAAGCAUGCCUGGACGUCUUAUUGAUGGGUUGAAGAGAGUAGGUGUUUGUAAUCCAGUUAUGCUUCUGGAUGAGAUUGACAAAACAGGUUCUGAUGUUCGUGGUGAUCCUGCCUCAGCUUUACUUGAAGUUCUUGAUCCUGAACAGAACAAAACAUUUAAUGAUCACUAUUUGAAUGUGCCAUUUGACCUUUCAAAGGUGAUUUUUGUGGCUACUGCCAAUAGAGUGCAGCCUAUUCCUCCACCACUCUUAGACAGGAUGGAAGUCAUCGAGCUGCCUGGCUAUACACCUGAAGAAAAACUUAAUAUAGCAUUAAGGCAUUUAAUUCCACGUGUACUGGAUCAGCAUGGUUUGAAUUUUGAUUUCCUUCAAAUUCCUGAGGCUAUGGUGAAACUUGUCAUCCAAAGGUACACUAGAGAAGCUGGUGUCCGUAAUCUGGAGAGAAACUUGGCUGCCAUAGCUCGUGCAGCAGCUGUUAGAGUUGCAGAACAAGAACAUGCCGUGCCACUUAGCAAAGAUGUGCAGCAAAUUGCCUCACCUUUGUUGGAGAGCAGACUUGCUGAUGGAGCUGAUGUUGAAAUGGAAAUCAUGCCCAUGGGUGUUAACAAUCAUGAUAUCUCACAGGCAUUAAGGAUCACGUCACCUUUGGUUGUGGAUGAAACCAUGUUGGAGAAAGUACUGGGGCCCCCAAGAUAUGAUGACAGGGAGACUGCAGAUCGUGUUGCAACUCCUGGUAUAUCUGUUGGACUCGUAUGGACAGCCUUUGGUGGAGAGGUUCAAUUCGUUGAAGCUACUGCAAUGGUGGGAAAAGGUGAUCUACAUCUCACUGGCCAACUUGGGGAUGUUAUUAAAGAAUCGGCCCAGAUUGCAAUGACAUGGGUGAGAGCGAGAGCAACAGAACUUAAGUUGGCUACUGCUGAGGAGACUAAUCUCCUUGAAGGCCGGGAUAUUCACAUACAUUUUCCUGCUGGGGCUGUACCUAAGGAUGGACCAUCAGCUGGCGUGACUCUUGUAACCGCUCUGGUUUCACUGUUCAGUCAGAGGAAAGUACGAGUAGAUACGGCAAUGACAGGGGAGAUGACACUGAGAGGUUUAGUUUUACCUGUUGGCGGUAUUAAGGAUAAGGUUUUAGCAGCCCAUCGGUAUGGUAUCAAGAGAGUUAUUCUUCCAGAGAGAAACUUGAAGGACUUGGUGGAGGUACCAUCAGCCGUGCUCUCCAGCCUGGAGAUAUUACUUGCAAAACGAAUGGAGGACGUGCUGGAACAGGCCUUUGAAGAAGACAGAAUGACGACUUCUUUUGGCAAAGAUCAAGUAUGCAGGAACAAUUACAGCUUCUUUUUCCUUUAUACGAAACCCUGUCCCCGUUGUAUUAUUCUUCUCUUUCAGCAAGCUGUAUUUAUUGCAGCAAUACUUACAGCAUUCUUUUUCCUUUUAUUAUAA